Rhea pennata is the source of this 902-nucleotide messenger RNA. RefSeq names its product Src like adaptor 2 (gene SLA2). The transcript has 7 exons. NCBI's taxonomy places the organism in Eukaryota, Metazoa, Chordata, Aves, Rheiformes, Rheidae. Gene Ontology annotation, biological process: regulation of MAPK cascade; signal transduction. Gene Ontology annotation, molecular function: phosphotyrosine residue binding; epidermal growth factor receptor binding. Gene Ontology annotation, cellular component: nucleoplasm; cytoplasm; plasma membrane. The record is from RefSeq and is a predicted model, not a curated record. The coding region runs from base 1 to 813 and encodes 270 amino acids.
AUGGGCAGCCUGCCCAGCCGGGAGAAGCAGCCCCGCAGCCUGCCGGCAGCAGCAGCGGGCCCUGCGCAGCCCCAGCAGGCAGCUCCAGGCAGCUUCCUGGCACUGGCCACGUGCGACUUCCCCGCUGGUGGGGAGGCAGUGGCCGUCGUGAGGAUGGGGGAGCAGCUGCGCGUCCUCUCUGAGGACGGCGAGUGGUGGCUGGUGGUGUCCAUGGCAUCCGGCCGGGAGUGUCACAUUCCCAGCAGCUGCGUGGCCAAAGUCUGGCACAGGUGGCUGUACGAGGGCAUCAGCCGGGAGCAGGCGGAGAAGCUGCUCCUCCGGCCUUGCAACCACAGCGGCUCCUUCCUGGUAAGAGCGAGCCAGACGAGGAAAGACUGCUACUCGUUGUCGGUGCGGCGCACUGAGCGCGCCUCCUGGGACUCGGUCAAACACUACCGCAUCCACCGCCUGGAGAACGGCUGGCUCUACAUCUCGCCCCGGCUCACCUUCCCCAGCCUGCAUGACCUGGUGGACUACUACUCUGAAUGUGGGGAUGGGCUCUGCUGCCUCCUCAAGGAGCCCUGCUACCUGGAAGGGGCAAGACAAGCACCAGCCCUGGGCCUGCCUCCGCCGGUAGUCGUCCAGAAGCCAGCUCUCAACUGGGACAAGGUGGACGGCUCCGUCUUGUUCUCGGAGGCCACAGCCCUGCCGGAGGAAGAUUCGCCCAUCAGCCUGGGCCUGCGGGAGGCCCUCAGCUCCUACCUCCUCCUGACGGACGAGGCGCCGCCGGACAGCGGCCCUGCCGAGAAGGGGAAGCGUGGGAAGAGCAGCUGAGCGCAGGGCCCUGCUCUGCCACAAGCUCUGGAACAACCUUCCUGCCCUCCGGAAAACGCUCGCCAGGUGCUUCACCGAGAUAACCCAUG